Molecule: messenger RNA, 306 nt
Organism: Neurospora tetraspora
Lineage: Eukaryota; Fungi; Ascomycota; Sordariomycetes; Sordariales; Sordariaceae
Exons: 1
Coding region: 1-306 (101 amino acids)
Source: RefSeq, a predicted model, not a curated record
AUGGGCUCCUCCAUGUCUAGACACCAACACAAGCGCGGCGAGUUCCUCUUCAGCAGGCCCAAGUCGCCCCGCCACCGGUCGCCUACCCCCUACCCCCACGAUAGACGCUCCCUCAACGACGACAAUGAUAGCAUUCACAUCCUAUCAAAGGUGUCUUCGAUUGCAAAGCCUACUCAGACACCCAUCAAGGUCGUCGAAAGACCCCUGGCUCGUCAACACAUCAGUUUCGAAGACAAACCCGCAGUCAUCAGCUUCGAAGUUCACAACCCCCGAAGGUUGAACCGCUUCGAACGCCUCACCACUUGA